Molecule: messenger RNA, 476 nt
Organism: Macroventuria anomochaeta
Lineage: Eukaryota; Fungi; Ascomycota; Dothideomycetes; Pleosporales; Didymellaceae
Exons: 1
Coding region: 118-405 (95 amino acids)
Source: RefSeq, a predicted model, not a curated record
GCGCAGUUUGCGCUGUGGCAGAGUCGACACAAUGAAUUCGAAAUCGAUUGCAAAUCUCGAAUCUCGCGCUGUAGUUAGCGUAGAAUCUCAAGGCUAGUGGAACGAAGUGGGAACAAGAUGUUCUGCUUCCGUAGGUAUCCUGGGGCACCUGGGGCUCCACAUGCUCCACCUGCAGAGGGUCUCAAAAUCUCACCACUCACGCGGCCGAGCAGCAUGUUGGCUGCGGCACCGUGUUCCUUGCUCGGGCCAGCGGGAGCAGCUGUCAGAGCGUUUCAAUUUUGCCGUACCGUCGCCGUACUCUGUGAACCUCGUGCGCUGCCGUGUCAAAUUGACGAUGCUGUGAAGAGAUGCUGUGAAGAGUCGCUGUUGAUUUGCUAUUUGGCUCAAGUAGACGCGACCGACUGAUCUCCUUACUUUGAGCUGAGCUGUGACUCCGCCACCGGACAAAAAGGCUGGUAGACAUUGCUUCGCGGGCC